Molecule: messenger RNA, 751 nt
Organism: Solanum tuberosum (potato)
Lineage: Eukaryota; Viridiplantae; Streptophyta; Magnoliopsida; Solanales; Solanaceae
Product: UPF0481 protein At3g47200-like
Exons: 2
Coding region: 1-717 (238 amino acids)
Source: RefSeq, a predicted model, not a curated record
AUGGCACACUCCAUUGAGAUUACCUCAAUAGAUAACCAAACUCCACUGCUUCUUCAAACUGAAAAAGAUGAGAUCAAGGAAACAAAUGAUGAAGAUCCAUCAGGGUCACAAACAAAGAAACGUGUAAAUCAAAUCUUUGAUAAAAUGUUUGAGGAUUUGGACAAAUCAUCUUUUAAAUCGAAUAGCAUAUUCAAAGUAAAUGUGCGGCUACGUGAAUCAAAUCCAGAUGCUUACACACCAAAGAUGGUCUCUAUUGGUCCUUACCAUAGGAAAAAUCCUCAACUUCGUCCAAUGGAAAAGUACAAACUAUUGUACCUACGGCGAUUUCUUCAACGAAAAGAGGGGCUUGAUGUGGAAUUUUGCACCAGUGAAUUGCAGAUACUGAAGGAGAAAGCACUCAAGUGUUAUGAAGAUAUAGAAGAUAUUAGUCAUGAAUUUUGCCAAAUGUUGUUGCUUGAUGGCUGUUUUGUGGUUGAGUUUAUUCGAGAGCGUUGGUGUGAAGUAGAGCAGCUUCCAAAAGAAAAAGACAUGAUUAUCAUUACUAAUGAUGCAAGUUACAUAUUCCGAGACUUGAUGUUAUUAGAAAAUCAACUUCCUUUCUUUGUCCUCGACCAACUUUAUCACUUGACAAAAAAAGAUUAUGAAUCACCACUAGCAGUACUGGUGAAUAAUGCGUUUACCCGUUUCGUAGACACGCUAAAAAUAUUUCGUGCAUAAUUUAGACUGAUAGGAAGUAUCACAGGAGAUAUCA